Molecule: messenger RNA, 1625 nt
Organism: Nelumbo nucifera (sacred lotus)
Lineage: Eukaryota; Viridiplantae; Streptophyta; Magnoliopsida; Proteales; Nelumbonaceae
Product: protein PHR1-LIKE 3-like
Molecular function (GO): DNA binding; DNA-binding transcription factor activity
Source: RefSeq, a predicted model, not a curated record
AUUGCACCACAUGCCCCAUAGGUCCCCCCUAAGCCGCCCUUGUAGUGAAGACCUCACACUGCUUCUGUCCUUUCCUUAUCCACCAGUUUCAAGCUAUCAACAUCAAAUUAUCAAAACACCACCAGAUAAGUACAGCAUUGAGUCCCUCAAGGGGUGGGUGUGGGACUCUAUUGUGAUUUGUCAUUUCUGGCUUUGUAGUUUUGUUUUUGUUUUUCCAUCUAACAAAGCAGUUUUUAUUCGUUAAAACAACAAGGAAAAAGAAAGAAAGAAAGAAGAUGCAACCAGUCUGACAGACAACGCAUUUCAUCUUCUCAUUGCCCACAAGUACCCAACACGCUGCUUUUAUUCCUCCAUGCACGCCUCUUUCUUUCCCCUUUUUGGAUUGCAAAGGUUUUAGGGGCGCUGAUUAGCUGAUUACUUGUUUGGUUGACGAUUUUCGGGGCGCCCAGCCCCGGAGUAAAGCAUAAAGGAAAAUGUAUUCUGGGAUUCAUUCGCUUGAUGGGAGCGUUGGCCAUGAAGAUUUACAGGGAUCUCUUGAAGGCACUAAUCUCCCUGGUGAUGCUUGUCUGGUUCUUACUACCGAUCCCAAGCCUCGCCUAAGAUGGACUGCUGAGCUCCAUGAGAGAUUCGUAGAUGCUGUUACUCAACUGGGUGGCCCUGACAAAGCAACACCUAAGACUAUCAUGAGAACAAUGGGUGUAAAGGGUCUCACCCUGUAUCACUUGAAGUCUCAUCUACAGAAAUAUCGAUUGGGGAAGCAAUCCUGCAAGGAAUUUAGUGACAGCUCCAAAGAUGGAACCACAUCAUGUGGGUUAUGCUGGCUAAACAAAAUGUUCACUCAUUCUGUAAUAUUGCAUGGGUUUACAGCUUCUUGUGUAGCAGAAAGCCAGGGUACUGUUUCAUCAUCUUCAUCAGCAUCAUCAAGAAUGAUGCCUCAAGACUUGAAUGAUGGUUACCAGGUUACGGAGGCAUUGAGAGUCCAAAUGGAAGUCCAAAGAAGACUGCAUGAACAGCUAGAGGUCCAACGCCAUCUUCAUCUUCGGAUUGAAGCACAGGGCAAGUACCUGCAGUCCAUACUUGAGAAAGCCUGCAAAGCUCUCAAUGAACAGGCAGUUGUAUCAGCUGGGCUUGAAGCUACUAGGCAAGAGCUCUCUGAACUGGCAAUCAAGGUCUCAAAUGACUGUCUGGGUGUGGUUCCACUUGAUACCAUCAAAAUGCCUACCUUGUCUGAGCUUGCUGCAACUCUUGAAGAGAAAUCUGCUUCUAGUGGGCCAGCUCAGGUUGGUGAUUGCUCGGUUAACAGCUGCCUGACAUCGACUGGGAGCUCAGUAUCACCAAUAUGUAUGGGUUCACAGGCUGCGGCAAUGAAAAAAAGGCCAAGACCCAUGUUUGGAGGUGGAGAUUCACUAUCAUGGGAGAGUGGCAUGCGGCAAGAUGUUGAAUGGAUGAUGACUAGUAUUCGAUGAAAGGUAGGAACAGCCCCACAAGGAAAAAAGGGUAGUAGUUCCUUGGUGAUUGAUCUAACUGAGCCUUCUAUUAUGCCAACUGUAACAUCAACGGUCUGUAUAUUCUCUGAACAGAUCCUUGUACUUUUUUUUGAUCAGUAAAAGAGAUUUCGUUAUAAA